GGCUCAUUGACCAUGAACCAAUCACCACAUAAAUCAUUUUGACAUACUUCCAAUUGAAUACCCCUCAAAGUGUUAUAUUUAUAGUGUACGUAAAAUGAGUAAAGAAAGAGAAUAAUACAGAAUCCUAGCUUGGACACAAAAUCGCAACGAACCGCGUAUUCUCAACUCGGUUAAAAUCAUUCUUUCCCCGUGUAUUUCGCAACACCCUGUUGAGACAUUAAACAAAACCAAGCAAAAUCUUUGUCUUUCUUUGUUUCUUUAAUCUCCUCUCUUACAAAUAUCUAUUUAAAUCUAUAUAAGUAUAACAUAAAAAGGUAAUCAGCCAGUGCCACCACCUUUGUUGUUUCUUCCUUGUUAACGCAAUCCCCAUUGUUUCCACCAUGGCUCCCCUUUAAUAAUCAAACAAAAAACCCAUAUCCCCAUCUGGGUACGGGUCCAUUUUUGAUGGGUUUGGGUCGGAGCUAAUGGGUUGCGUUUGUUCCAAGAAAUCAUUAACAAGAAGAACAGCAAAAAAAAGUCCUGAUUCUUCUCCUGAUCUUAUUGUUCAAUCUACUCAUGACAUUGAUUGGACCCUUAAAUCCAGUUCUGGCUCUUUUUCUAAAGCUGGAUUUAGUGGAACAUUGGAUAAGAUCAAGGAGGAGCCUGAAAAGGAGAAUGAUGAUGACAAAAAAUUAUUAGUCUCGCAAAAUCAAAAAUCAGGGAAUUUAUCUAAGCCCCAAGGCUCCGGAAGGAGCUCUUCUUUUAGCAUAAGAAAUGGAGGGAGGUUUACGCAAGGAGAAAAUGUUGCGGCAGGGUGGCCUCCUUGGUUAUGUGCUGUAGCUAGCGAAGCGGUGGAGGGAUGGGUGCCUCUUAAGUAUGACAGGUUUGAGAAGCUUGAGAAGAUAGGACAAGGUACUUACAGCAGUGUGUGGCGUGCACUUGAUACUGAAACUGGUAAAAUGGUGGCUCUGAAGAAGGUGCGGUUUGACAAUUUCACACCAGAAAGUGUAAGGUUCAUGGCACGUGAAAUCACAAUUCUCCGAAGGCUUGAUCAUAUAAACAUUAUGAAAUUAGAGGGGAUCAUUGCUUCAAAAUUAUCAUGUAGCAUAUACCUUGUUUUUGAGUAUAUGGAACAUGAUCUCGCUGGUCUGUUAUCAUGUCCUGACAUCAAAUUUACUGAGGCACAGAUUAAGUGCUUUAUGCGCCAGCUACUAUGUGGACUUGAGCAUUGCCACUCACAAGGGAUAGUGCACCGGGAUGUCAAAACAUCUAAUAUAUUGGUUAACAAUGAUGGAAUUUUGAAGAUAGCAGAUUUUGGUCUGGCAAACUUUACUGCGCCAUAUAAUAAAGAACCUUUAACAACUCGUGUUGUGACUCUAUGGUAUCGUCCUCCCGAACUUCUACUGGGCUCAACUAAAUAUGGGGUAUCUGUGGAUCUCUGGAGUGUGGGAUGUGUAUUUGCUGAGCUUUUCACCGGGAAGCCCUUUCUCAAAGGGAAAACUGAGGUUGAACAAUUACAUAAAAUAUUUAGGCUUUGCGGUACUCCUACUGAGGAAUACUGGAGAAGGUACAAACUUCCGCUUGCGACAAUGUUUAAACCCCAGCAUCGCUAUGAAAGUAUGCUUCGAGAGAGGUGUAAAGAAUUUCCAGAAACGUCUCAGCAUCUUAUAGAAAGUUUCCUUUCCAUUGAACCACAUAAGCGUGGAACAGCUACUGCUGCACUUAAUUCUGAGUAUUUCAAUUCAACGCCUUAUGCAUGUGAUCCGUCAAGCUUGCCAAAAUACCCACCCAACAAAGAAAUUGAUGCAAAGCUCCGCGAGGAAGAAAGAAGGAAAAACGCUUCCAGAAUGCGUGCAUCUGGACCAUUGAGAAAUUCAGUUGGAGCUUCAAGGAAUUCCAGUAGAGAGCGCCAACCCUUGCAAGAAUCAACCACGUCAGAACAGAAACAGGAAAAAGGAUCCAGGGAUUCAUUGAAUUCUGAUUCUGCAUCUGAAGUUAGUCAAGUGACUGAGAUGUCUCAAUCAAAUAGAACACUCUCAGUACCAGUGGCAUCAGAAUCCAGGGACAAAAGGCAAAAGCAGGAUUCUGCUUCCUCAAUAUCACAUGGAAGGAAAACUUUGAAAGCUCAAACCAGUUCUGCAGACCAAAACGCUAUGCAAAAUAACAUUGAACAUUUGAGUGAAGAGAAGCCUCCUUUAAGACACCGGGUGAACAGUUCAAAGCGUUCAAUGAAAAGGGAACAAGUUCGCCCUCAGCAGCAAAAUUCGCUUGCAUGGUCUGAUAUUGAUACACCAGGGAAUUCAUAUGGAGAAAGGAACGCUGAGAUGAAGGGAAGGAGUUCAUUCUCAGGGCCAUUGACACAAUCAAGCAGAAAACGUGGAAGCCAAGACGGACAUACUCGUCAAAGUGCUAAUCAUCCAUCGCGUUUUCAUAGAGGAGUAUAACAAAUCUGCAGAAACAUCAUCAAAGCUGUCAAGGCUAUUGCAGCACACCGGAGGCUUAGAAAUGCUCCACUGUUAAAAUUGUUUGCUUAUAAGCCUAGUAUUGUUACUGGAUUUACAGAGUAAAAACGGUGGAACACUUCAAAAUUUUUGAUUCACCUUGACAACAUUGAAUCCUUGUUUUUGGUAAUUCCAUUCAUUAUAGUUCAUUUGAUA
Messenger RNA from Daucus carota subsp. sativus, 2636 nucleotides. RefSeq names its product probable serine/threonine-protein kinase At1g54610. The record is from RefSeq and is a predicted model, not a curated record. Gene Ontology annotation, molecular function: ATP binding; RNA polymerase II CTD heptapeptide repeat kinase activity. Bases 465 to 2423 code for a protein of 652 amino acids. NCBI's taxonomy places the organism in Eukaryota, Viridiplantae, Streptophyta, Magnoliopsida, Apiales, Apiaceae. Gene Ontology annotation, cellular component: cyclin-dependent protein kinase holoenzyme complex; nucleus. Gene Ontology annotation, biological process: protein phosphorylation; positive regulation of transcription elongation by RNA polymerase II. The transcript has 9 exons.